AUCUCUUGCUCAUCCCUUUCUGAUCUCUUUAUUUUUUUCAGUCAGAUAUUCAAAGUGCCGUUCACAGACAUUCAUACCAUAUUUGUACCUCAGUCAAAGCUUGCGGGAAUCUUUUGGAACUAGAACGUUGCGCAGCCGCGCAAAAAUACGCUCAUCAGCUUUGGUCGACAAUCGAUUCAGUCUGUUUCUUUGUUUGUUUGUUUGUUUAAACAAGCAUGCCUUCUCCCCAAGUCGUGACAUUUUCCUUACCGGGACAGCAGCCCGACACUCGGAUCACCAUUUUUCAGCUUAAAGAAUUGCGAGUUCACGCUAGUAUUUUGAAGCUAUACUCCGCUUAUUUCCGGAAAUUUAUGGACUCUCCUGACAAGGAAUCGGCUUCUCCUAGUGCAAUGUGGAAAUAUGAAUGGACUGCAAAGGUUGAGGAAGAUGGGAGCUGGUAUGUUGUUGAUAGAAGAGGUCAGGAAUCCAAGAAGCAACGAAGUGCAACUAGUUGUGGUAAUCUGGAUAUUAUGGCCUUUGAAAAUAUCAUCAUGAGCAUGUACCAAAAGCCGUACGAAAUUACAAGCACGGAGCAUCUGCAAGAGAUUACAACCUUGGCCGAUUUCUACCGUUGUCUACCUGUGGUGUCAAAUUCUCUCUACUCAGCUUUCUUCCGCAGCCCGAAAUUUCUUGCCAGUGUAUACGAUUGUAGGGAGGUAUUGCUGGAAUUAGCAUUCAAACUAAGACAUCGCGAACUUUUCAACGACUGUCUCGUUCUGAUUUCUGGGUAUUGGCCUCCCAACCAGCUACCAUUCAAGACAAAAAUAGAGGAUAAAAGACUUGCAAGGCUGGCUGAGAAUGCACAUAACCAAGUGGGAACAACCCUUGCGAGAAGUAUACAAAACGUACUUAUGAAAAAAUCCCCACAAGAAGCCGGAAGAUUUCUAAAUGCUUCGGUAUCUGGUACCAAAGACUCACUUGUACAAUACCACGUGAGACUGCAGAAGUUUCUUUACCUCUCGGAUAUCCUAGAAGACAUCACCAAGAACAACCUCAAGUUGAAUACUUCUGCAGUAGCUGGAGAGGGGGAAUAUAUUCACAACUUCCUUCACAUCGAAUUGAAGGAGGAAGAUAUUCCUUGGGAUACAACUGAGACUGACUGGUAAGACCGCAAGAAUCUGGGUAGGAUCUGAAUACUCUAGAUUGUAGUCCGAACAUGAAGUGUUCCUAGUCCUUGAUUUUCGUCCACACAAUGAAACCAUCCUCACACGAAAUGCAUCCGGAAUAUUAAAUUCAACUCACUCAUGAAACU
Botrytis byssoidea is the source of this 1291-nucleotide messenger RNA. RefSeq lists its product as uncharacterized. Lineage: Eukaryota; Fungi; Ascomycota; Leotiomycetes; Helotiales; Sclerotiniaceae. The record is from RefSeq and is a predicted model, not a curated record. Gene Ontology annotation, molecular function: protein binding. The coding region runs from base 216 to 1145 and encodes 309 amino acids. The transcript has 4 exons.